This is a messenger RNA of Octodon degus (degu), 2596 nucleotides long. It is a transcript of the gene Narf, whose product is annotated as nuclear prelamin A recognition factor. Bases 113 to 1483 code for a protein of 456 amino acids. The transcript is spliced from 11 exons. Lineage: Eukaryota; Metazoa; Chordata; Mammalia; Rodentia; Octodontidae. Gene Ontology annotation, molecular function: lamin binding. The record is from RefSeq and is a predicted model, not a curated record. Gene Ontology annotation, cellular component: lamin filament.
CCGAGCAAAGACAACAAAGGGCGGCGGGCAGUGGGAGACCGGCAGCUGUGUGCGAGUUUCUUGGUGCUCCUCUCGGCUGAGGCGUUGUUGCCUCCCUCCCGCCCUGCUCCAGAUGAAGUGUGAGCACUGCACGCGGAAGGAAUGUAGUAAAAAGACAAAAACCGACGACGAAGAGAAUGUAUCAGUUGAUGCUUCGAGUCGGGCCCAGGAUAAUGGUGAGAAGGGAGAAUUCCAUAAAUUGGCUGAUGCUAAGAUACUAUUGAGUGACUGCCUAGCAUGUGACAGCUGCGUGACUGCAGAGGAAGGAGCCCAGCUUUGUCAGCAGAAUGCCAAGGACUUCUUCCGGGUCCUGAACCUUAAUAAGAAAUGUGAUACCUCAAAGCACAAAGUGCUGGUCGUGUCUGUAUGUCCCCAGUCUUUGCCUUAUUUUGCUGCUAAGUUGAACCUCAGUGUCACUGAUGCAUCCAGACGGCUGAGUGGCUUCCUGAAGAGCCUUGGGGUGCACUAUGUGUUUGACAUGACGAUAGCUGCGGAUUUCAGCAUCCUGGAGAGUCAGAAAGAAUUUGUGCGUCGAUACCAUCAGCACAGUGAUGAGCAGCGUGUGCUGCCUAUGCUGACCUCUGCCUGCCCUGGCUGGGUCCGCUAUGCUGAGCGGGUGCUGGGCCGUCCCGUCACUCCCCACCUGUGCACCACCAAGUCGCCGCAGCAGGUCAUGGGCUCCUUAGUGAAGGAUUACUUUGCCAAACGGCAGAACCUUUCUCCAGAGAAGAUUUUCCAUGUAGUUGUGGCUCCUUGCUAUGAUAGGAAGCUGGAGGCUCUUCAGGAGGGAUUCUCCACUGCUUUGCCUGGCACCCGGGGUACUGAUUGUGUGUUGACAUCAGGUGAGAUCGCUGAGAUAAUGGAGCAGAGUGGACUUUCAGUGAAGGACGCUGCUGUGGACACUCUGUUUGGUGACAUGAAGGACGUAGCAGUGAGGCGCCAUGACGGAGCUGGCUCGGAUGGGCACCUGGCACAUGUCUUCCGACAUGCAGCAAAGGAGCUAUUCAACGAGCACGUGGAGGAAAUCACCUACUGUGCCCUCAGAAACAAAGACUUCCAGGAGGUCACCCUUGAAAAGAAUGGAGAGGUUCUGCUGCGUUUUGCUGCUGCAUAUGGGUUUCGGAAUGUCCAAAACUUGGUCCUGAAGCUCAGGAAGGGCAAGUUCCCAUACCACUUUGUGGAGGUCCUCGCGUGUCCUGGAGGAUGCUUAAAUGGUAGAGGCCAAGCACAGACCAAGGACGGACAUACAGAUAAGUCCCUGCUGCGCCAGAUGGAGGGCAUCUAUGCAGACAUCCCUGUACAGCCCCCCGAGUCCAGCGCACACGUGCAGGAGCUGUACCAGGAGUGGCUGGAAGGCACCGACUCCCUCAGGGCCCAGGAGACCCUGCACACCACCUUCCAGAGCCCAGAGCGCUGCACCACCAGCCUGGACAUGAAGUGGUGAAGGAAGCCAGGGGGCAGCGCCGGCUGUGCAGUGGGAGAGGACCGUGCUGGCGAGGAGUUGGCCCUUCAAGGAAACACCAGUGGGCCGCUCUACUUUUCAGUUCUCUGCUCCCUACACGUAGCAGCAUGUGGUGCUAUCUUCAUCAUGAGUGUGUGGAGUGUUUAUCACAGGAGAACCUCCUCAGUCUAAGUGUCCCUUUAUCAUAAGAUUAUGAGAAAAAUCCCAAAGAGAGAAUAGAAACAUGACUGUCGCCUCAGUUUUAAAACUUCAAAGUGUCCUGCAAAGAGCUGAAGCACUGGGGUGGCCACUGUGACACCGCAGAUCCUUGCUAGAGAAAUGGCAGCAGUGGGGCUGUGUUGUGGUGCCCGUGACACUGAUGGCGUCUGGGGUGUCAGGGCAGGUUGUACUUAUUUCUACUUAUUUCUGCUCCCCGGCCCGGGCUGGCUUUUGUUUUCACUCAUUCAGUUUUGAGAGUAACUGUAAGUUGCUAACAGUGGGCCAUGUUCCACACCACUCCUGGAACCACACCCAGCCAACCGUGUCUUGUGAGCACUGCUGACCUAGGCCUCAGGUUGACCCUGACAUCCAGGCUUUGUUUCGUACUCACCUCAUGGCAGGGGCAAGGCCUGAUGAAAGUCACUGAUGUCACAAGCAGAGUAGAGAACUGAGGGGCACCCACUGGAGCCAUGUUGCCAAGAGAACCCUAGCUUCUCAGUCUCAUUACAUGUUGGGAGGAGGGAACCAGGGCCCAUGCGACAGUGGAGGGCAGCAUCUCCCCAACACGUCCUUCACCUUGGACAGAUUUUCCUCAGCGGGUCUGCUGGUCUUGGCACAUCCUCAUGUCCCUGAUGGUCCCCCCUUGGCCCACUGCCCUGCAGUGUGAGCUCACCUUGAAAGGAAGCAGCAUAUCCAACAAACUAGCUGCUGGGGACAGACCACAGGUACUGUGCUGCACUGGGCUUGGGCUCAUCCUGGGGUACAAGUGCCUGUGGAAGCUGUGGGGCACUUGGGUCUGUUGAUAUGUGGUGGCCUCAGCACAUUAGGUCACCUUUGUCCUCUGCUGUGUAUCUGUUUGAGUAUAACUGGACAUGUUUAAUGUUUAAUUGCAUUUGG